GCGAGUGUGGAUUGCCAACCAGUCAAAUUCUUUUUGAACUGACAGACGCAGAGGGGCUGUAAAUCAGAAGGCACUUUUUGAACAUCUGAAACACUACUUUGUAACUCAUCCAAACAGAGCACAAACUGAAACAUUUUGAAUGAAACUAACUAUGUCCCCGCUGAGGAGCAUACUAAGGCAAGGACAUUUCAUCACACUGGUGCUGCUGUUAUGGACCGCUGCGGAGGCGCAGAGAGGCUGUCCACUGAAAUGCUCUUGUCCUUCCUCGCCCCCCUCGUGUCCUCCUGGUAUCAGUUCGGUUCUGGACUCUUGUGGGUGCUGUCGGGUCUGUGCCAGGCAGUUUAACCAAGACUGCAGCCCUGCCGAGCCCUGCGACCACAUCAAAGGACUGCGCUGCCACCUAAAGGCUGAUGGAGACCCCAACAGAGGCUUGUGUAGAGCUGAGGCUCAGGGUCGCCCUUGUGAGCUGGAUGGACGGGUCUAUCAGCACGGCGAGGACUUUCAGCCAACUUGUGAGCAUCAGUGCACGUGUGUUGAUGGAGUAGUCGGCUGCGUCCCACUGUGCCCACAACACAUCUCUCUACCCGACUGGCGCUGUUCCCGCGGCCGCCUCACCAAACUGCCCGGCCGCUGCUGCCAGGAGUGGGUGUGCGAUGAUGACAACCGCAUUGCCGAAGUGGGGCCGUUGCCUGACGCACAUCCACAAAAGCACACAGACAUAACAGGCAACGAGUUACUUGUAGCUCCAUCUAUUUCUUGGGACAGCAGUGCAACAGCCCCUUAUCAAGAGUGGAUUUCAUCCUCUGAGUCCCACCCCAUCCUUCCACCCACCUGCUUACUGCAGGUCACUGAUUGGUCCCCGUGCUCAGCCACCUGUGGAAUGGGCGUGUCCAGCCGUGUAACCAAUAGUAAUCCUGAGUGUCGGCUCGUCAGUGAAACAAGGCUCUGUCAGAUACGAGAGUGUGGCAUAAACUCUGCACCAUCACUGAAGAAAGGAAAGAAGUGUCAGAGAACCACACGAUCACCAAAACCUGUGCAGAUCGUAUUUGCAGGAUGCUUCACUGCUCGCCGCUACCAGCCUCGUUCAUGUGGAUCCUGCUCAGACGGUCGCUUCUGUGUUCCCUCUGUGACACGUACAAUCCCUCUACACUUUCACUGUCCCGAGCCAGAACGAGACGAUUUUACCCGCAACGUCAUGUGGAUACAGCGCUGCAGCUGCAGUCAAAGAAACAGCAGACAGGGCCUGUCAUCACAAGCAGAGUUCUUCAGUCUGCCAAAUGAUAUACACACAUACGCACACUGACUUCAGCUCAAGAGCACAUUCAAAAGCAUUUUAUCACUUUUCUAUCUACUGUACCAAAUUUUCUGUGGAAAUGUUUUAGCCCAGCAUUCAUUAUUACAACAGCAGUCUCAAUAUAGCAAUAAUAUGUGUAAAGCUUAGAAACGGGUUUGUCAUAGCUGUUUUAUCAGGUAUGCUGUAGUGACACAGGAGAUAAAUUAUGACUGUAAAGCAGUUGUUUGAGGUAAUCCAUACCAUAAUAUAGCACACACACACACACACAGUCUGGCAUAUGUGGUUUACGGGGACUCUCCAUAGGCGUAAUGGUUUUUAUACUGUACUUACUGUAUGUGCUAUUGUCCUACACCAACCCUACACCUAAACCUACCCCUUACAGGAAACUGUCUGUAUUUUUAGAUUUUCAAAAAAACACCAUUUAGUAUGUUUUUUAAGCCUUUUGGUUUACGAGGACAUAGGCAGUGUCCUCAUAAACCACCUUCACGUUGUAGUAACCAUGUUAUUAUACAGAUUUGUGUCCUCAUAAACCAUAUAUACCAGUUCACACACACACACACACACACACACACACAUUAAUAAUUCAAUAUUCAUGCCCUUUUGUUGUAUUCAUAAAAACAGAUUUACUGUAUAUAGUGUAAAUUAAUCCCACUGUACAUAUAUGAUGCUUUGUUUAUUUGUAUUUUAUAAUAUUUAACAGACUUCAAUUCUUGUGAAGUGUCAUAUUCAAACCUCAGUUUUUUGAGGUGAAUGGCAAAUAACAAAUAUGGAGCAAAUACAUUAUGUAUAAUUGUAAUAGUUUCAUUCUGUAAAU
Onychostoma macrolepis is the source of this 2108-nucleotide messenger RNA. It is a transcript of the gene ccn1l1, whose product is annotated as cellular communication network factor 1, like 1. Gene Ontology annotation, molecular function: protein binding. Gene Ontology annotation, biological process: signal transduction. The transcript is spliced from 5 exons. The coding region runs from base 140 to 1303 and encodes 387 amino acids. Lineage: Eukaryota; Metazoa; Chordata; Actinopteri; Cypriniformes; Cyprinidae. The record is from RefSeq and is a predicted model, not a curated record. Gene Ontology annotation, cellular component: extracellular region.